CAUUAUGAAGUAAACCAAGCCACCCCUAAACCUUGUUUUUUUGUAAAUGGUUAAAAUGCCCCCACAAUGAUUAGCACUCAUUUAAUUAAAAUGAUUAGAUUAAUUAAAUUAGUUAGAUUAGUUAGUUGAUUUAUAAGUUGGGUUUUAGAAAUAAUUUAGAGAGAAGUAGAAUGAACCAGUAGAGGAAGUUUUGGGUGGUGGGGGUAGGGUUUUUGAGAAAUUCGUGAUAUGAGUGAUUCAAAUCCUGAUUUUGAAGUGGGGGAGUCUUCUAACUUUUCUCCUACAUAUGAGUACUUGUAUGAUGAUCUAUCAGACCAUGAUCAAAUGGAUUACAUGCAUGACUCUCGUUUUUAUUUUCCCGCUUUUAUUUUCCUCAAACUCAUGAUGGGUAUGGAAGUGAUGAAUAUCUUGAGCCAAACGUAGAAUUCAAUGACCAAGAAGAAGAGAAUGGAACUGCAAGUAAUCAGAUUGUUGCAUUGGUACCGAUGACGGAUCAGCCUCAAACUCAGAAAAUUAGGGGUCCUGAUACGUCCGCACAUUAUGCUAAUGAUUUGGAAUGGAAAAAAAAAAGACGACGCGGUCACUUGGAUUAUUGAGAAAGCAAAAGAGAAUAUGUGUGUUCUAAUGAAAAACACCGAACAAAAAUCUAUGCGGUUUGAAAUGGUAUGCGAGUGUUAUGGGUCGCCGGACGAAAGUCACAAGAGAAAGGAUUAUGUGUAUGAUAAGAAGACGACUAGGGUGUACAAGACGAAGUCAAAGAAGUGUGGAUGCCCAUUCAAGAUUAUUUUUGGGAGGAACAAAGACACCGAUGGCAUGGCAUGUGGAGAAUGACUAGAGUUGAUGUUGGUUGGCAUAACCAUAAAGAUCCCGAAACUCUUGUUGGGCAUUGUCAAGUUGCCAAGUUGAAACCGCACGAGUUCGAACAAGUAAGAACAAGUUGUGGAAUUAAAUUAAACCAAGCAAGCUCGCUCCUUAAUAAGUUCAAGAGGGAUGACAAGAAUAACCUCUCUUCAUUGUCUAUAAUUUAUGCGGCCAAGCCAACUAUUAAAAGAAUUGAAUGGGAUGGAAGAAAGGUGAUGGAAGAAUCACAAUGGUUAAUAUACAAAUACAACUACACGGGAGACACCAUGAGUCAUCGGAGGGGAAGGUGGAUCGUAUUUUUCUUGCGCAUCCCGAUAUGAUUAAAUUGGCGCGUUGUUUUUACCAAGUUUUGUUCAUGGAUUGUACUUAUAAGACGAAUAGGUACAACAUGUCUUUGUUGAAUAUUGUUGGACAAACCUCGGAUAAGCAAUCGUUCACGGUGGCAUGGUGUUUUAUGGAUCGUGAGAAGGAUGAUAGCCAUAUUUUGGCAUUGGAAACUUUAAAGCUUCUCUACCACGAAGACGAGACUCCCGGGAGUGUAGUCACCUACAAUGAGCAAGCAAUAAUGAACGCCGUGAGGAUAGUCUUUCCCAAUGCACAAAAUUUCCUUUGCACUUGGCAUAUACAAUGCAAUCUUAGAAAGAAUUGUAGAAGUCAUAUCCAAAAACCGAAGUCAAAGAAAUGAACUAAACGUGAAAAGAAGGAAGAUGAACGUCUUAGCAAACUAACUAAAGAGGAGCGAGAGAAGGAGAAAGAGAAAGAGAAAGAAGACGAUGAAUGGAAAGAAGGUGAGAUCAAGUUUGGGUUAUUCAUGAAAGCGUGGGAUAAGGUGGUUUGUUCGAUGAGUGUUGCAAGAUAUGAGAUAAACUUGAAGGAGUUCGAGGAAGAUUGGGGGACUAAUUACCCAAAAGUAGUGGAAUAUUGCAAGAAACAAUUGUUGAGGCCACACAAAGAGAGGUUUGUGUAUGCUAUUACUUACGACUAUAAACAUUUCAAACUUGAAUCCACAGGCAUGGUAGAGCAAGAUCAUGGGAGACUAAAAGGUUUACUUUUCACAAGUCAAAAUGGGAUUGUGAAGGUGUAACAUGCUAUCCAUGAGUACACUAGUAAUGAUAUCAACAAGAUAAAAAAGCAAUUCCAAGAAAGUAGCUUCUGGAAGUUGAGGGAGUUUAAGGAGGGUAAUUGGAUGCUUGUUGGUAUACAUUGCAACGUCUCGCAUUUGGAAAUACGUUUUAUGAUGAAACAUCUCGCUUUGUUUAAAAAGUAUAAAAAGUAUGACGACCCGAGCACUCCUUGUAAGUGUAGGAUAAUGAAGGCUAUCGGACUUCCAUGUCAUCAUAUGCUUGGUAGGUAUAAAACUCCCGUUCCUCUUGAUGAUAUCGAUCCUUAUUGGAAGCAAUUAUCUUUCAAACCGGCUCCAAGAGAAGAUAUCGGUGAAGAGUUUGGCGACAUGGAACUUGGGAGAAUAAUCCUUGAAAAGUACCCCAAGUUGAAUAGGUUGGAUAAACAAACUAUGAAGCACAAGCUAAUGCCGAUUGUUUACCCUUUUAUGGAAGAACUUCAAGAACCGGCGAAACAAGAUCCAACAGGUAGACCACCUACCACAAAGACGAGGGAGGAAGAAAGGGAACAAAUUAAAGAGUAUUUGAGUACAAAAUGCGAUCAAUCCAAAAGGGAUCAAAUUAAAGAGUAUUUGAGUACAAAAUGCGAUCAAUCCGAAAUGGAUCAAAUUAAAGAGUAUUUGAGUACAAAGUGCGAUCAAUCCAAAAGGGAACAAAUUAAAGAGCAUUUGAGUACAAAGUGCGAUCCAUCCGGACAUGUUUAUAGCGAGGCGCAAUACAAGGAGGAGCCGUCUAAAAAGAAAAGAGGUCAUCCGCGGAAAGAAACAACUACACCAACGGUUUCAAACUUGAAUCCAAAUAGCAUUCCACUUCUUGAGAGUCAAGCAAGUGUGGAAUAUGUUGGAAAGAAAAGGGGUCGGCCAAGGAAGGAUUCAACUACAACAACUAUCUCAAACUUGAAUCCAAAUGGAACUCUACCUCUUGAGAGUCAAGCAAGCCAAGGAGAUGUUGCGAAGAAAAGAGGUCGUCCAAGGAAGGUAGUAUAACCGGUGUUGCAAGAGUAUCGCGUACAACUCCCUCCAAUUAUUCAAGAGUUCGUUAUUGGUACCGACGACGUCCCAAAAGAUGGAAAUUGUGGGUUUCACGUUGUCUCGCAACAAUUGGGACACCUAAGUGGAGCGGUUGAGGAGAAUCUCACCCAAUGCCAAUACAUAAGAAAGAAGAUGGCUGCCCGAAUAGAAAACGACAAGGAGUUUCAUAUCUCAAUGAUGCUAGAAGGUUCCAUGGAGGACAAACAAGCAACUUUUAAAGAUUUGCUAACUAGUGUUAAAGGCUCGGAGGGAAAUGCACCGGUCAAAUGGGAGCAUUGGUUGAGAAUGCCGUAGUGUGGACAUCUAUUGGCGGAUACGUGGAAUUGCGUGGUACAUUUUUUUAGUAAGGGACUAUGUAUAGCAUUUGCACCGAAACAUGCGGUUUGCGUGGAGCAACUCAAGCAUAGAAGAAUUGUCAUGGUUUUGGUGGAUAAAAAUCAUUUUAUUGGUCUACAACUUAAUAAGGAAUGUUCAUUACCUCCUCUUUGUAGGUUUAGUUUUUGGGAGAAGUUCACAAACAACAAGAGUAAGGAAUGGAUGAAACUUUAUGAGGACAACAUGACCCUUUGGAAUGUUUAAGAUGAGUCUAGGGAAUGUCCCAUAGAUUUGACUAAAGGAGGUUCAAUAGAUUUGAAUGAACUCCCUCCAAUAGAUUUAAGUGAUGAUUGAUUAUGGUA
Messenger RNA from Papaver somniferum (opium poppy), 3690 nucleotides. RefSeq lists its product as uncharacterized. The coding region runs from base 2048 to 2968 and encodes 306 amino acids. Gene Ontology annotation, molecular function: DNA binding. The record is from RefSeq and is a predicted model, not a curated record. The transcript is spliced from 2 exons. Lineage: Eukaryota; Viridiplantae; Streptophyta; Magnoliopsida; Ranunculales; Papaveraceae.